AUGUGUUCUACAAUAAGAGCAGUGAAAUAUCUUUACAAGUACAUUUAUAAAGGUCAUGAUCAUGUCGCUUUCAACUUGGUUUCUGAAACAAACAAUCAACAAGUUGAUGAAAUCCAACAAUUUCAGUCAGCCCGAUGGAUUGCUCCCCCAGAAGCAAUGUGGAGAAUAUAUGGAUUUAUUAUCAAUGAGAUGUCCCCAGCAGUGUAUAAUUUGCCUUUACAUCUGGAGGAUCAACACUCAGUCACUUUCCGAGCAAACGACGAUCUAAUUAACAUCCUCAAUUUAGACUGCUCUAGAAAAACUAUGCUAACACAAUUCUUUGCAUUAAAUCGAGUAGAUGAAAAUGAAAAGAAAUUAUUGUACAAACAAAUUCCGGAAUAUUAUAUAUUACUAAACCAUGUAAGGGAAUCGCUGUCCUUUGAAGAUCUUAGAAAAGUCGAGGGCAUUUUGGCCCCCGCAUUUCGUGAGGCAGCAACAAUGCAUGGUUUGUUACAAAGAAACAAUAGCUUAGAAGACUGUUUGCAUGAGGCAUCUUUAUAUCAAAUGCCAUCCAGUUUGAGGCGGCUAGAAAUCGAUGAUGAGUUGGGUGUUGAAAUUCCAGAAGACGAUAUUACAACUUCAAGAACACUUAAUAGCGAGCAACAACAAGUGUAUAAUGUAGUGUUGGAAAAAGUUUUAUCAAACCAAAAUGCUGCAUUCUUUGUAGAUGGCCUAGGUGGGAUAGGGAAAACAUUCCUAUACAGGGCACUUCUGGCAACAGUACGAUCAAGAAACUUGGUAGCACUUGCAAGUGCUUCAUCAGGUGUGGUUGCAUCUAUACUUCCAGGAGGUCGAACAGCUCACUCACGCUUUAAGCUUCCACUUGAUACUGACGAAAAAACCACAUGUUAUGUGAGCAAACAAAGUGCACUUGCAAACCUUCUUCGUGCAGCAAAAUUAAUAAUAUGGGAUGAGGCACCGAUGGCAAGAAAACAACACAUAGAGGCAUUAGACAAAAUACUAUGA
Molecule: messenger RNA, 1005 nt
Organism: Humulus lupulus (European hop)
Lineage: Eukaryota; Viridiplantae; Streptophyta; Magnoliopsida; Rosales; Cannabaceae
Exons: 3
Coding region: 1-1005 (334 amino acids)
Biological process (GO): telomere maintenance; DNA repair
Molecular function (GO): DNA helicase activity
Source: RefSeq, a predicted model, not a curated record